AUGGGCUGGCUGGGGGGAGGCGCUCUUGUGGACAUUAUUAUCGCCGUCGCAAUGUAUAUCUUGGUGCAGCGAAAUGUUAGGCUGACAUAUGCGUUCCAGCUGCACAAGUCGCGGCGCGGUGAGAGAGAGAGGCAUAUCCUUCUCAAUCGUUUGAUCAAGCAUAUCGUGGGCAGCGGAAUAGUCACAGCCGGGGUUGCAUUACUAGUGCUCGUGCUUUAUAUUUACAGCUUCUACGCGCAUGCAGCGCUCGCGGACUGCCCAUAUGCGAACACUGUGCUUAUCAGCCUCAAUAAUCGUGACCUUGGACCUACACAGGACAGCGUCAGCUUCCAAGAGCCACCUUUGAAAACGGUUGGAGAACAGUUCUUGUGCUGCGCGCGGCAGUGGGGCGUCGCGGAGCUGGACGGGCGGGCGGUCGACAGGGAGGGGGAGCGGAAGACGUCCAAGUUCGUGCAGAAAGUCCUGGAGGUGAUGUUCUUCAUUAAGCCGUGCAGUUGCCAGCCCGUGUCAUGUUUGCCCGCGAACACUUGCGGCGGAGUCGACAGGUGCAUGGAAGCCACAUACCUCGAGUCGCCAGGAAGAUCCUCACUCACAGGAACAUCACCGGUCAACAUGGGAAACACCAACUCCAUAGCUGAGCAGGACGCAGAAGACGAUCUAAGGGAGCUACUUAUCGCUACGGGACUGCGUGAACCAACCGGGAGACCUUCACGGGAUCCUCAACCCUCAGACCAGGCGGCAGUACCAUGGGCAUCCAUGCCGCCCUAUGGUUAUGCCCCCGUCACCCAAAGCGCUAUGCUGCCGUACCAAAUGCCUAGCGCGUACCCGUCAUACUUUACGCCGCCUUCGAUCCUUCCCCCGCCAAGCUACCCCGCCAUAGGAUGGAAUGCACCGCCUCCCAUGCCAGAACAAGUCGAUGAUCCCGCCGAAACAGACGAGGAUGGUUUCGAUUCUGUUCCUGGUUCGCUGUUGAGCUUCCGAACUUGGCCGCCUGUGUCCUCUGGAGCUAGGCGCAGGCUACGCCCGACUUACAGAAUGAUGCGUGCUCUUGAACGUGGAGUCUACCCGGGAAAUGCCCUUGGGAUCUCACUUGAAGAUGGCACGAGCAUGCUCUCACAGUAUGCCUCCGACACCAGCGAGCUUUAUGCAGAGGACAUUCGAUACGGUAACAUGAAUCCACGCCCAGAGGUUGGGAGUCAGUCGAGUGCAGAAACCAUACGCGUGAUCCCAUCCACACCUCAACUUUCUUCUUCUUCGACACAGUUCUCCCCCGUCAUCCCACCCAGACCUCCACCAUCCUCGUCUGCAACAGCUUACACAUCCUUGUCCAUGCCAUCGUCACCGCAGGGUUCAGAAGCCGAAUCUAUGGCAUCACCAGCUGCAUCAUCGACGAUGACAGACCAGGAGUCACCGUCACCCGCCGGCCCUUUGCAUGCAAGCCUCACAGCGAUGACAGGAUUUGUCAUCGGCAAGCGUUUUCGAAAAAUGUUCCGGACACAACCCAGUGCGAAACCGACAAGCGAAAAUGAGGCCCUCCCGCAUAGAUCGACUUCUUCUUCAAAAAUGGAUCGCCAAAUUGGUAUAUGCCGCGGUCGCAAGAGCGAUAUCCUCGCCUUGGAUUCCUCGUGGGAUGAUGCCCGUCUGUUUGUCGAACUGGGAAAAUCGUAUGACAAGCUCCGUGCGUGGAGGAAGUGGCUCUCGUUGAGAGGCUUGAAGUCAAUCACUUUGGUGGUCGACGCCGACAUAGAAAAGAUCAUUUACCCAUACCGUGUUGGACCUACCAAAGUCACAGCGCACCGUAACAUGCGCCUCCGGUGGUACCUCGAGCAUCCAGAGAAGCUGAAAGACAAGGACGAAUUUGUGCGAAUCGUGACACAACACCCUGGGCUCGGCAUCGAGUUUGUGGAACGAUGGCAGCCAUCACGUAUUACAAUUGUCAUAGCUACCCUCGUGACUCUUUCUCUCGUCGUUGCGUUGGCAUACAGUGAGGUCACGGGAGAUAUCGUGACUGGAUUUACAGUCGCUGCGUAUGCCUUGUACUUGUCGGCGUAA
Molecule: messenger RNA, 2052 nt
Organism: Postia placenta MAD-698-R-SB12
Lineage: Eukaryota; Fungi; Basidiomycota; Agaricomycetes; Polyporales; Adustoporiaceae
Exons: 14
Coding region: 1-2052 (683 amino acids)
Source: RefSeq, a predicted model, not a curated record